GCGUGCAUUUAGAUUUGAGAGGCCAAUUAAACGGUGCUGGAAACCGUGGAAAACGUAGAUCUAGCCAUCUUAGAAGCUGGUUAAUCAGCUAGAGCUUCAACGACAACUAACAUUAUGUUCAGCUAGUUAUCUGGCUGAGCCUCAGAACUGUGGAUUGAAAGUUUGCCCCUGCCACCUUCCAUCUGUCUGUCUGCUGGUGACCAGUGAGUUGAGUCCCCUGCUUUGGCAUGGCAAUCCUGUUUGCUGUGGUGGCGCGUGGUACCACCAUCCUGGCUAAACACGCCUGGUGUGGCGGGAACUUCCUAGAGGUGACUGAGCAGAUCUUGGCCAAGAUCCCCUCUGAAAACAACAAGCUCACCUACUCCCAUGGGAGCUAUCUCUUCCACUACAUCUGUCAAGACAGGAUCAUAUACCUGUGUAUCACUGAUGAUGACUUUGAGAGAUCGCGGGCAUUCAGCUUCCUCAGUGAGGUGAAGAAGAGGUUCCAAACAACCUAUGGGUCACGGGCACAGACAGCGCUACCCUAUGCCAUGAACAGUGAGUUCUCCAGCACGCUGGCUGCGCAAAUGAAACACCACUCAGACCCCCGGGGCUCAGAUCGCGUGACAGAGACGCAGAUGCAAGUGGAUGAGCUGAAGGGCAUCAUGGUCCGCAACAUCGACCUGGUGGCCCAGAGAGGAGAAAAGCUAGAGCUGCUGAUCGACAAGACCGAGAACCUUGUGGACUCUUCCGUCACCUUCAAAACCACCAGCCGCAACCUGGCGCGUGCCAUGUGUAUGAAGAACCUGAAACUCACCAUCAUCAUCGUGAUAGUGUCUAUCGUCAUUCUUUACAUCAUUGUGUCGGCGGCCUGCGGAGGACUGAGCUGGCCCAGCUGUGUGAAGAAGUAGGAGAGGCGGAGCAGCUCAAAACCACUGCCUCCCGAUCCCGUCCUACCCAACCCGGUCCGUUAGGUUGGGGGAAGGGGGGGGCAACCGAACCACUUCCAAGACUCGAUCCCAGUUGAACUGAGCCCCAUUCCACCUCUUUCUUUUCUCCCCGUUCAUCUCCUGUCCUCUGUCUCGACUUUUCGCUUCGUGGAGGGAGAUAGCCAUGGGCACGCUUGCCUUAUCGACCGGAGACACAGCAGUACGGAAACAUGCCUGCACAAACAAGUUGUACCAACGCAGUCACCCCAUUCAGGCGCAAGACUGAUGAUCAUUGCUGUACAGAUUGUGAUUCAUUGGCAUUUACUCCCAGAAUGAUUCAUUCAUUUAGGUAUGCAGACAGUUAUUUAAAUGUUAUACAUGUUCUGCUGGUGUAAUGACAAGAAUGAAGACUUUACAAGGCGGUCAAGCCAAAAAAAGGAUGGACCUCCUGAGGUCAAGGGGCUGAAUUGUGAUGGAGGUCAUCUGAGAGAUUCUGGCCCCCAGAGCACCUUUGCUGUUGUGCUGCUUUCCUCUCAAGUCCAAACUAAGUUGUAUACAGAAACAGUCUUUGCAUGUGAUAUUUAAUCUCAUUGUUAUGUGAAGGUUAUCGUCGCCACACUGCCAUCUAUAUAUAUGAGUCACAGACGCACAGAUCACUUUGGCACAGAGUGCAGUGUAUGGUAUUCAUGCAGUUUUUGUGGCUUCACUUCCCCACCGUACCACUUCCUCAACAGUUAAGAUUUUUUUUUUUUUUUUUUUUU
Messenger RNA from Megalops cyprinoides (Indo-Pacific tarpon), 1669 nucleotides. RefSeq names its product vesicle-associated membrane protein 7. The transcript is spliced from 8 exons. The record is from RefSeq and is a predicted model, not a curated record. Gene Ontology annotation, biological process: exocytosis; vesicle fusion. NCBI's taxonomy places the organism in Eukaryota, Metazoa, Chordata, Actinopteri, Elopiformes, Megalopidae. Bases 228 to 890 code for a protein of 220 amino acids. Gene Ontology annotation, molecular function: SNAP receptor activity; SNARE binding. Gene Ontology annotation, cellular component: membrane; SNARE complex.